Desarmillaria tabescens is the source of this 797-nucleotide messenger RNA. RefSeq lists its product as uncharacterized. The transcript has 5 exons. Bases 100 to 711 code for a protein of 203 amino acids. NCBI's taxonomy places the organism in Eukaryota, Fungi, Basidiomycota, Agaricomycetes, Agaricales, Physalacriaceae. The record is from RefSeq and is a predicted model, not a curated record.
AAAUGGACCUGAACGCGUCGCUAUAAAUUGGAGGGGGAGUAUCGUCUAUUCCCCAGCAAACUGAGCUUCAUCUGAGUGCUACAUUCUCCAUUUACUACAAUGCCUUCUUUCUCUACUCUCCUCGUAACCGUUGCCGCCGCCGCCGUUCUUGUCCGUGGUGCAGACAACACCACUGAAGCCGCGGAUUCCCUCAACGAAGGGACCUCCUUCAACGCUCCUGUCACUCCCUGGGAGCAGGACGCGACGCCAGGAUGGUACUACGGCGACUCUCCCGACAAUCUCCCCGACUCUUUGAAUGAUCUGCCUUGGCUCAAGGACGGAUACCUGUGCUCGCUCCUCACGCAGCAGAAUAAUGGCUUCCAGUGCCCAACGUCUGUUCCCACUCCGAGCAGCGACGGCUACAUCCAGACGUUUUCCAACUAUACCGGUGCCACCCAAGCGGUCGACUAUAUGACUUACGGAUUGGUCGAUACUGUCGAAUCUUGCAAGGCUAUGUGCAACAAUGUUAACGGCUGUAUUUUCGUCAACUCCUACCACGAUGUUAACGGAAAGAACGGAAGUCCCCUCUUGACCUGUUCACUGUUCUCCCAGUGCCACUCCGUCGCGGACUCCAUCAACCGUGGAGGACAGACCCAGCCUGAUGGUAGCAUUGACUACAUCACCAACAGUGACGGAUAUUGCAAGCAGAGGUGUUCGUGUGGAGGAGCCUAAUUGGUUCAUAAUCUGAAGGAAUAUAUAUUCUACUAAUUUCGAAUAGCUAUCGCGUACCUGUCUUCUUAUCAUGUAGGAAAUGCCAA